This is a messenger RNA of Pan troglodytes (chimpanzee), 1760 nucleotides long. It is a transcript of the gene PRR23E, whose product is annotated as PRR23 family member E. Lineage: Eukaryota; Metazoa; Chordata; Mammalia; Primates; Hominidae. The record is from RefSeq and is a predicted model, not a curated record. The transcript has 2 exons. Bases 258 to 986 code for a protein of 242 amino acids.
UGGAAUCUGGGGCCUCCAGUGGUCUCCUGCCUCCACCUGGACCGGGGACAGUAACGCCUAGGGAGCCCCAAGACCUCUUGAGAGAGCAUUUCAGCUCUGUUGACAAACCUCAACCACUUGAGGGACUUCGCUGGAAAGAAACGUUCUAGAAAGACCAAGUGGAUACCAGGAGCCCCGUGGGGUGCGUGUGGCCUCAGCUUGCAGAGGAGUGCACUUGCCAGACAUUUCGGGGCUUUGAAGAGCACAGCUCAUCUAAGAUGGGCACAGGUGCAUCAGAGGAACAAGCAAAGCAGAAGGUCCACCCUGCCUUCGAGGCCUCCGAGGAAGCCCACGGGACUCUGGCAGCCUCAACCCCCUGGGUGGCCAUGGGCUCUGCCUAUGGUUCCUGUACCUGCUUGGGAGCCCAGCCUGUAACUGACCUGGCCCUCUGGCCUGUCAUCUACUCCUGCAUGGGAUUUUCCCCACAAGCUUACCCAGCCUUCUGGGCUUACCCGUGGGUGCUCUAUGGUGGGUAUCUCUGGAUGGGUUAUCCCCCUCCAGCUGCCUUGGUGCCUUCAGUGUGGCUGUAUUGGAGGGGCGCCUCCAGCUUUGACCCCCUCAUAGGAAGUCCGUACCUGGCUGCCUUGGCCCCCAACCUAUUUCCUUUCCCCAUGAAAUUCCCACCCACCUACUCCUUGGCUUCUCCCACUCUGGGCGGGGCCACCUCAAGCCACUGUCCCCAGGUGGGAUGCUGGACUCCAGCCAGCUCAGCCCCCAGGGCUGCCGUAGAGGGGCCAUCCAGAGAAGCUCCCUACUUGAAGACAUGCAAAGCCCCUCCCUCAGAAUGGGCCUCCAGGUUCGGUAUUUGGGCACCUUUGCCCUGCUGCAGUUCAGAGCUCCGCCCUCUGCCCCCUUCCCCCAUUGAAGAUUCUCAGCUGGACCCCGGCUGCUCCCGCUCCUCCUCCCGGUCACCCUGCAGGGCCCGCCGCCGCCUAUUUGAGUGCUAAUCAGCCCUCUAGACCCAGACCCACCCAACAAUCAGAGACAUGUCUGGUGGAGCCUAGCCAGCUGUGGACUUUAAGUUUUUGGAAGAGUCUCAGAUGUAGGUUGUUUACCAUUCCUCAGUACAGAGUACACCUCCUGGACUCAUGCAAGGCCCCUCUAUUUGCUAUUUCUCUUUACUUUCUUGUUUUUCUGUUUGCCCUUCAACCCUGAUACUGGCACCUUUUCUCCUCCCCAGACUGUCCUGGGCCCGCCCUCUAGUAGAUUUGCUGUAAGUCCUCAAACAUGCAUGCAUGCAACCUUGUAAAAUGAGCUUAUUUAAGCUCAAUCCAACCUGUAGAAGCGCUCAGUUAGAAUAGGCCUCCAGGUUUGGUAUUUGGGCACCUGUGCCACCCUCCAGCCCAGGACUCUCUCUGCCCCUCCUCAGCAAAGACCCUCAGCAGGAUCCCCGCAUCCCUGGCCACCCUGUGGGGCCUGCUGCUGUCUCUUCCAGCAUUGGUGUGUCCUCCAGGGAACCACACACUCAAGCACUUUGGAACCCAUGGAAUCCAGUGAGCACGUGCUGUGGGCUCUGCCUAGAAGCUUCCAAAACCUGUUUGUUCCAGUGGACACAGAGUAGGAAAUGCUGACUCGCUCAGAGCGCUAGUGCUCUUGGGUCCUUGCGGGUGUGCUCUUCUCACUCCUCACCCCAUCAGCACCUUCUGGGGUAAUGCACACACCAGUAAAAUGUACAGUGCAUGCUUUUAAAAAAUUUUAAAUAAAUGAUACUAUGCUAUAAA